GCUCUGGCACCAGCUGACCCUGCAGGUUUUGGACUUUGUUCAGGACCCCUGCUUUGCCCAAGGAGAUGGACUCAUCAAGCUUUACGAGAACUUCAUCAGCGAGUUUGAGCACAGGGUGAACCCCUUGUCCCUGGUAGAGAUCAUUCUUCACGUAGUCAGACAGAUGACAGAUCCCACCGUGGCCCUGACUUUUCUGGAAAAGACUCGAGAAAAGGUGAAGAGCAGCGACGAAGCCGUCAUUUUGUGUAAAACGGCCAUCGGGGCGCUGAAGCUGAACAUCGGGGACCUGCAGGUCACCAAGGAGACCAUCGAGGAGGUGGAGGAGAUGCUGAACAACCUCCCUGGGGUGACGUCGGUUCACAGCCGCUUCUACGACCUCUCCAGCAAGUACUACCAGACGAUCGGCAACCACGCCUCUUACUACAAGGACGCCCUGCGGUUCCUGGGGUGCAUUGACGUCAAAGACCUGCCGGUGUCGGAGCAGCAGGAGAGAGCCUUUACCCUGGGACUGGCAGGGCUCUUGGGAGAAGGCGUUUAUAACUUUGGGGAGCUGCUCAUGCACCCCGUGCUGGAGUCCCUGAGGAGCACCGAUCGGCAGUGGCUCAUUGACACGCUUUAUGCCUUCAACAGCGGGAAUGUGGAGACGUUUCAGGCUUUGAAGUCAGCGUGGGGUCAGCAGCCCGAUUUGGCCGCGAAUGAAGCGCUGCUGCUGCAGAAGAUUCAGCUGUUGUGUCUUAUGGAGAUGACUUUCACCCGGCCGGCCAACCACAGGCAGCUCACUUUCGAGGAGAUUGCCAAGAGUGCCAAAGUCACUGUGAACGAGGUGGAACUGCUGGUGAUGAAGGCGCUCUCGGUGGGCCUGGUGAAGGGCAGCAUUGACGAAGUCGAUAAGAGGGUGCACAUGACGUGGGUACAGCCACGGGUGCUGGAUUUACAGCAGAUCAAAGGGAUGAAAGACCGCCUGGAGUUCUGGUGCACGGACGUGAGGAGCAUGGAGAUGCUGGUGGAGCACCAAGCUCACGACAUCCUCACAUAGAGGACCUGGCGCUGCCCCGGGGAGAGUACCUUCUGCUGCCGCCGCCGCCGCCAGCAGCACUCGGACCACUGACUCUGUACCGCAUCUAUUGCAGGGGGGCGGGUGGGCAGAGGGGAGAGCAGCUUUCUGACGCUUGUUCGAGGAGUACGUGGCCUUUUGCUGUGUGACCCUUUGGUGCUUGGAGUCAAGACUUCCCUGUGCGCGAACGCGAGUGGCCCCGGCCGCGGGGGCUCCCGUCCCGCUCCGGGGCAGGGCAGGAGGACGAAGGCUCCGCCGCGGCUGGUUU
This is a messenger RNA of Leptosomus discolor (cuckoo roller), 1322 nucleotides long. The record is from RefSeq and is a predicted model, not a curated record. Lineage: Eukaryota; Metazoa; Chordata; Aves; Leptosomiformes; Leptosomidae.